AUGUUGUCUAAGUUUUUUCACCGCUCAACAGCGAGUACGAAUGAAGACGGCUUAAACCUUUGGGAUCUUCCAAGGUUACACCGAGCCGCGUACAAGAACAAGAUUCAGAAAUUGCAAAGUCUUUUAAAGAAAAGACGAGUUGAUAUCAACAAGAAGGAUGUCGAAGGACGCACGGCACUGCAUUAUGGAUGCCUCGCCGGCAGAAUUCAAGUGGUACGGCUCAUUUUGGAUGCUGAUGGCAAAAUCACUAUUGACAGAUUUGGGAGGAGUCCUAUUUUUAUGGCAAUCAAAAACGGACAUUUGGAUAUAGUCAAAGUAUUCUACGGAAUAGAGUUUGACUUCAACCGACCUGACCACGCAGGGACCACACCACUGCAUUACGCCAUUUUCAGAAAGAAAAUGGAGAUUGCAGAAUAUCUGGUAAAACAAGUGCAUGUGAAUGUGAAUGCAAGAGAUAUGCAUAUAUCUACGCCACUGCACGAAGCAGUCCUUGCUGGGUUGCCAAAUGUGGUUUUAUUGCUAGUGAAAAGUGGAGCAGAAACAGAAAUCAGAGAGAUGAUCGGAAAGACCCCCUUGUUGCUGGCGAUCGUCAAAGGAGAAGAAGAAUGUGUUGAGAUCCUCUUACGCUAUGGUGCAGAGAUCUACCGUACAAGAUACAGCAGCCUCGCAGAGGACAAGGCUCUUCAAUUUCGCCAGAAAAGGAUAUAUGAAAUGCUCCAGACUUAUAGAUCAAAGCACGAGAGGAGAAUUGAAUUCAUCGAUCCAAAUCUCUUGAACAUCAAGUCGUCAUUGAUGACAAAUGAAGAUGGGAGUGUAAAUGCAGCUAUGCACGAAGAAGACAACGAAGUCGUUGCAUUUCACGAGAAUUCGCAUGAUUCUGGUCUAGAAUUAAGGUCAUCAAGCAGGCGAAUUGACAGAUGUAGCCAACCCGACAACUCUGUAAGCUUAGAAUCUCAGGAAGUCAUCGAAAUAUGCAUUAACAUCGAGCCCCAACCAGCAGAGGAGAUACCAGAUCUUCUCUUCGAGGAGGAUGGAGAAGAGUAUUCAGGAGAAGAGAUCAUUGAUGAACAGGAAAUCUCGUUGGUUAUGGCUGACUUUGAAACCUCAUCAUCCAACCAGCCCGAAGUUGAACAAGUCACCCCAUCGCUUAUUCAACUAGAAGCAGAACUGACUUCUGCAGAGCCCCAACCUGCAGAGGAGAUACCAGAUCUUCUCUUCGAGGAGGAUGAAGAAGAGUAUUCAGAAGAAGAGAUUGUUGGUGGACAGGAAAUAUCGUUGGUUUUUGCUGACUUUGAAACCCAAUCAUCCAACCAGCCCCAAGUUGAACAAGUCACCCCAUCAUUAAUUCAACUUGAAGCAGAGCUGACUUCUGCAGAGCCCCAACCUGCAGAGGAGAUACCAGAUCUUCUCUUCGAGGAGGAUGAAGAAGAGUAUUCAGAAGAAGAGAUUGUUGGUGAACAGGAAAUAUCGUUGGUUUUUGCUGACUUUGAAACCCAAUCAUCCAACCAGCCCGAAGUUGAACAAGUCACCCCAUCAUUAAUUCAACUAGAAGCAGAACUGACUUCUGCAGAGCCCCAAACUGCAGAGGAGAUACCAGAUCUUCUCUUCGAGGAGGAUGAAGAAGAGUAUUCAGAAGAAGAGAUCGUUGCUGAACAGGAAAUAUCGUUGGUUUUUGCUGACUUUGAAACCCAAUCAUCCAACCAGCCCGAAGUUGAACAAGUCACCCCAUCAUUAAAUCAACUAGAAGCAGAACUGACUUCUGCAGAGCUCCAUCCUGCAGAGGAGAUACCAGAUCUUCUCUUCGAGGAGGAUGCAGAAGAGUAUUCAGGAGAAGAGAUCGUUGCUGAACAGGAAAUAUCGUUGGUUUUUGCUGACUUUGAAACCCAAUCAUCCAACCAGCCUAAAGUUGAACAAGUCACCCCAUCAUUAAUUCAACUAGAAGCAGAACUGACUUCUGCAGGUAUGUGA
Messenger RNA from Rhopilema esculentum, 1968 nucleotides. NCBI's taxonomy places the organism in Eukaryota, Metazoa, Cnidaria, Scyphozoa, Rhizostomeae, Rhizostomatidae. The record is from RefSeq and is a predicted model, not a curated record.